AUGCUGGCAUCCGUGGCCAGCUUGGUGAGCUCAACUUCUCAGCUCUUCCAUUCCUCACAUCCAUUGAUCUUCAAAACAACAGUCUCCAUGGUGCACUGCCCGCUAGUAUCUGCUCCCUGUCAGCACUUUUUGAUACUUGACCUUACCUACAACCAGCUCACAGGAAAAAUUCCCUAUGAGAUUGGUAACCUGCAAAGUCUCAGCUAUCUUGGUCUCUCAUUUAAUAGUCUCACAGGACAUAUCCCUGUGUCUCUGGGCAACCUAACAAUGUUAAAUGUACUUGUCAUUCACCAAACCAUGGUAUCAGGUAGCAUUCCUGAGGAGAUUGGAAGGCUUGUCAACCUACAAAUUCUACAGCUAAGCAACAGCACCUUAAGUGGUUUUCUACCAAAAACCUUUGGAAAUCUGACCCAACUAAAUGUUUUGCUCCUGUUUGGCAAUCAAUUUUCAGGGCCUAUACCCCAAGAACUAGGCAAGCUAGUACAUUUGCAAGGUCUUUAUCUUGAUGCAAAUGGUUUUUCAGGUCCAAUUCCAAUCUCCAUAACCAAUCUCACUAAGAUGAACGAAUUUUUUCUCUAUAAAAAUCAAAUCACAGGUUCCAUCCCACAUGCAAUAGGCAAUCUCAAUUUGUUAAACAAACUUUCUCUCUAUAGAAACCAAAUAACAGGUUCAAUACCCCCAGAACUAGGCAAUCUCACUAUGCUCAAUGACCUUUUGCUCCACAAAAACCAAAUCACAUCUCUAAUACCUUUAGAAUUGGGCAAUCUGAUGAAUCUACAGAAUUUAGCCUUGUACGGCAACCAAAUUUCUGGUCCUAUUCCUGGCAGCUUAGGAAAUGUAACCAGUCUAGUAAGGCUACUCCUCUUUCAAAACCACAUAACCGGUUCUAUUCCCCAAGAGAUUGGCAAUCUGAUAAACCUCGAAGGCUUACAUUUGAAUCUGAACCAAAUUUCAGGAUCAAUACCAAAAACUUUUGGGAAGUUGCAAAACAUCCAAAUAAUGCAAAUCUACGAAAACAAAUUAUCAGGUUCUCUUCCUCGAGAAUUUGGAGAUCUUGUAAACCUUGUUAGACUCGAUCUAUCUGAUAACUCACUUUCAGGAUCUUUACCAGCAAAUAUAUGUUCAGGUGGCAGGCUUCAAUAUCUCUUUGUCUCUUCUAAUAUGUUCAGUGGCCCCAUUCCUAGUAGUUUAAAGACGUGUACACGUUUGGUUAGAAUUGGCCUUCAGUCGAACCAACUAACAGGAGAUAUAUCUCAGCAUUUUGGUGUUUAUCCACAACUCAUAAAGAUGAACUUGGCAUUGAACAGACUCUCUGGGCACAUCCCACCAAAUCUAGGUGCAUGUACCCAGCUAACACUGCUACAUAUCCAACAAAAUAUGAUCACAGGUUCCAUACCUCCAAUCAUCUCUCAAUUGCCCAACCUAGUAGAUCUAAGACUCGAUUCUAAUCAUCUCAGCGGUGAGAUUCCACCAGAAAUCUGCACUUUAGCAAACCUAUAUGCCAUGAACUUAUCAUCAAACCAGUUAUCUGGAUCCAUACCUAUACAGAUAGAAAAACUGAGUAAUCUAAGAUACCUUGAUAUGUCUGGGAACAGACUGAGUGGAAUAAUACCUGAGGAACUAGGGGCCUGCAUGAAACUGGAGUCCUUGAAGAUCAACAACAACAACUUCAGUGGGAGCUUGCCUAGCGCAAUUGGAAAUUUAGCAAGCCUGCAGAUCAUGUUAGAUGUGAGCAACAAUAACCUCAGUGGUGUGUUGCCGCAGCAACUUGGGAAGUUGGAGAUGCUAGAAUUUCUGAAUUUAUCACAUAAUCAGUUCAGUGGCAGCAUUCCAUCCUCCUUUGCAAGCAUGAUGAGCCUUUCAACACUUGAUGUGUCCUACAACGACUUGGAAGGACCAGUCCCAACAACACGGCUGCUUCAAAAUGCUUCAGCAAGUUGGUUUCUUCCCAAUAAAGGUAUGUGUGGUAACCUCUCUGGCCUGCCACCUUGUUAUUCAACUCCAGUAUCAGGUCACCAUAAACGGAAGACACUUGGUUUGCUUUUGCCAAUUAUUCUUGUUGUGGGUUUUAGCAUUGUUGUUGCGAUUGCUGUCAUAAUAAUGCUCAGCCGUAAUAAGAGAAAACCACAAGAAAGUGUUACUGCUGAAGGAAGGGACCUAUUCUCUGUUUGGAAUUUUGAUGGAAGCUUAGCAUUUGAUGAUAUUGUAAGGGCAACCGAAGACUUCGACGAGAAGUACAUCAUUGGAACAGGAGGAUAUGGCAAAGUCUAUAAGGCACAACUCCAAGACGGGCAUCUAGUUGCUGUGAAGAAGCUUCAUCAGACUGAAGAAGAGUUGGAUGACGAAAUAAGAUUUCACAGUGAAAUGGAAAUCUUAUCACAAAUCCGACAACGAAGCAUCGUCAAAAUGUAUGGAUUCUGCUCCCAUCCAGUGUAUAAAUUUCUUGUCUACGAGUACAUUCAGAGGGGCAGCCUCCACGGGACAUUGGAAAAUGAGGAGCUAGCAAAGGAGUUAGAUUGGCAGAAGAGAAUAACUCUUGCAACUGAUGUGGCUCAAGCAAUAUCUUAUUUGCACCAUGAAUGCAGUCCACCCAUAAUCCAUCGAGAUAUCACGAGUAACAACAUCUUGCUUGAUAUAACCUUCAAGGCUUUUGUCUCGGAUUUCGGCACAGCAAGGAUUCUUAAGCCCGAUUCAUCAAACUGGAGUGCACUAGCAGGAACAUAUGGCUACAUAGCUCCUGAACUAUCAUACACAUCAGUUGUGACUGAGAAAUGUGAUGUCUAUAGCUUUGGCAUGGUUGUGCUAGAGCUAGUGAUGGGGAAGCAUCCAAGGGAUCUAUUAGACGGUAGCUUGUCGAGCGGGGAACAAGUUAUGCUGGUGAAAGAUAUUCUGGACCAACGGCCGACAACACCAACAACAACAGAAGAGAAUAGUUUAGCUCUGCUCAUUAAGCUGGCCAUUUCUUGCUUGGAAUCUUCUCCACAAGCAAGGCCAACCAUGCGGGAGGCAUACCAAACACUCACCCAGCGACCCUCUUCUAGUUCCUGCCCCGUGCCUUUCAGCGCACUUACAUUACAGCAAGGGAGUGAUGCAUGUUGA
Triticum turgidum subsp. durum (durum wheat) is the source of this 3099-nucleotide messenger RNA. Lineage: Eukaryota; Viridiplantae; Streptophyta; Magnoliopsida; Poales; Poaceae. The record is from the annotation of a GenBank genome assembly.